Messenger RNA from Aspergillus clavatus NRRL 1, 633 nucleotides. RefSeq lists its product as uncharacterized. The coding region runs from base 1 to 633 and encodes 210 amino acids. Lineage: Eukaryota; Fungi; Ascomycota; Eurotiomycetes; Eurotiales; Aspergillaceae. The transcript has 4 exons. Gene Ontology annotation, cellular component: membrane. The record is from RefSeq and is a predicted model, not a curated record.
AUGGCUAUCAAAAUCAAAGCUAUGCCAGUUAUCCUUGUUUGCCUCUUUCUGUGUUCGGCCCUGGCUUUGAUACUUGGAGCUCCCAAUUCGUAUCGAAAUGCGAUCCUGAUGGUCAUGGACCAAAUCCAUUCCGUCGUGGCAACUGUGAUUGCUACUAUAGCAUUAACCUACCUGUUCCCGGGCGAUAUCCUUUCCUGCCGUCUCGAGAAACAGUGGCAGUCGUAUUUCCAGCACAAGGAUGCGCAGGCAAUCCGGGCCAUCCAGGAUCGUUUCCAAUGCUGUGGGUUCCGCAGUACUCACGACCGGGCCUGGCCAUUCAAGGACCGGAAUCAUGGCGACAAUGCAUGUGAAACACAACUUGGCUAUCAGCGUAGCUGCUAUUCGCCUUGGCAAGGGCAAUAUCAAAGUGCUUCAUGGAUGGUUUUUGCUGCAGCUGCUUUGAUCUGGGUUAUGAAGAUUGGAUUUGUUCACUUUAAUCGCCCUAGACCUAGUUGGAUGUCCACUGCCCCUUCUAGGGAAGCCGGCAGUUAUCAAAGAAUCACAGACUCGGGUUUGGAAAACGAGGGCCACACUGACCAAGGUGUGCGUGUACAAGCCGCCACUGGAUUCCCACCUUCCAAUGAAUGGGAAUAG